Messenger RNA from Musca domestica (house fly), 4009 nucleotides. Its product is annotated as mucin-3A. Lineage: Eukaryota; Metazoa; Arthropoda; Insecta; Diptera; Muscidae. The record is from RefSeq and is a predicted model, not a curated record. Gene Ontology annotation, cellular component: neuron projection membrane. The transcript is spliced from 8 exons. Gene Ontology annotation, biological process: synapse organization. The coding region runs from base 1204 to 3501 and encodes 765 amino acids.
GAUAAACCAAAAGGCUAUGCAAUUUGAAAGCCUAUUCUUGCCGUAGCAGCUCCAUACAAUUAUUUUCAAUUCAAGUCGAAGCAUUUGCCCAAACACGCACACAUACCCAAGUGGUGGUGGUAGUGGUGGAGCGUGUAACGAGUUCAUGGCUAAAACCGCAACGCACAUCCAGUGGAAGUGGAAAAGAAAAGUUUGCCUUUCUCUGUUGGCCAACUUGAGAUUCACAUGAAAUUUCAUUUAAAGAAAACACACAACAACAAAAACAAGAACAAAUACCAAUAACAGUAGCAACAUCAACACAAACACUAUUAACAACAACAGAAGCAGCAGCAACAACAACAACAACAACGACACACCUAGUGCUUGUUGAGUUAACAAAAGCCAACGGAAGAUUCAUCAGCUUCACUUAUUCAAAAUGCUUACAAAUGCAUUGCAUAACCUAUGAAAUCAGUUGAUACGUCGAGGGAGCCUGGGAAACGAUCCUGACCACAACUUUGACAGGCAACCGAACUGAGACCCCCUUAGACGACAUCGCGGUGGUGAGGGAGAGGAGCAAAACUUGUUGUGUCACGCACAACAUAAACAGCAACAGAGAGUUGGGAAAACAGUCAGCCAGUCAGUCCGUCGGUCGGUAGGUCGGUCAGUCGGCUGGUCAUCAUGGUUAACCAUUCCGAUAAUGAGUUUUCGUUUUGCUGUUAACCGCAGUAAUGUAAACCCAAAAACAACAACAAAAACAGCCGGUUGGGUCAGUAAACAGGAAACGGAAGUCACGUCAAUACAAGCAGCAUCACCGCCACAACUGUAAUAGCAAGCGGCGCUACAAUAGGCCCACGACAACAAAUAUUGUAACACCCUCCCAAUUGCUCUCCACCUCCGCCAUACAUCCAGCUCUUCAUUGCCAGCAUCAGAGUGGCAGCUUAGCCCAACAACAAUAACGGCAAUCAAAUUUUCUAAGCCGCAACAAAAGCACCCACACAGAACCGCAAACGGUUCGAAAACAAACAUUGCAGAAUUCGAAUCAGCACCCCCAACAGAAACAUAGCCGAGACCAGAACUGAACAUUUCAACGCACCCCUUCCUACGACGCGCCCUAAAACAAACACACUGCAAACAAAGUUCCUGGCCGGGGUGACAGGAUAAAAUGAAGCAUUUGGAGGACUAUCAAAUCGGGUUUAUUUGCAAUAUUAUCAAAAUAUUUAAAGGAUGAAGAGUGGCACGUCAUAUUGGACCAUACCAUUUGUUGUUCACAAUUUAUUAACCUUUGCUGUGGUCAUUGGUUUGCAAAAUUAUUUGCUAUAUAAACUAACAAAAAGAGUUACGGCCGUAGCAGUGGCCCUACCACAAAGCCAGACAACAGCAGUUGGUGGAGCAACUGUGGCAUUUGUAGAGAGUUUCCAAUUCAAUGCUUUCGAUACGACACGUACAACAUUUGCCUCGUCCUCGUUGCCGUCGUCGUCGUCAUCAUCAUUUGAAGGAGCCGGUGGUACACAAAUGUCUUCAUUACCAUCAUUCUCCACAUCCUUGGCCACUUCAUUACAGCCUUCAGCCUUUUCGCCGUCAUUGUCGUCGUCGUCAUCGUCAUCUCAAACGGCAGCAGCAGCAGCAUAUCCUACAUUAAUAUCAACAACAUCAUCCGGUUUUCAUAACACGAAGACGUCCAGAAUUAUGAUCAAUCUCAAAAACAGCAUUAGCAGUAGCACACACCCCCUCAGUCCCACAAUAACAACGCCCACAGUCCAUUUGUUGCCGCACACAACCCAACACCACCGGACCACUGGCUAUGGCAUGCAUUCAAAAUUCACUGGCAGCACUCGCCAGACCAGCCCCACUGCCAUGGGACUCAGUUCCAGUGCAUUGCCAUCGUUCAAAAAUUUUAUGAGGAGCAAAAAAACUCACAGUGGCAGCAGCACUGCCGGCAGUUACACCAGUACGACAAACAGUGCAAAGCACCAGCAGCAUCUACAACAACAGCAGCAACAAUUUCCACUUGAUUCUACAUUUUCUAAAAAUCAUUGGACAAAUUCAGAUGCUGCUCUCACUGGCGGAGGAGGUGGGGAUGUGGGCAGUGAGAUGGCUGGCGAUAGUGUGGCUGUUGCAGGCGAAGGCUAUAGAGCCAGUGGUGUCGCCAUUAGCCAUAUUCCUACCAGCAUGGGAAGUCCUGCUGUGGCGGCGUCAUCUUCGUCCAGCAUUAGUGGCAAUUUUAGACUAGGCUCUUCGUCAAAGUCGUCACUGGUGUCGGAAACAGAUCGACCACGCAUUUUUCGCAACCGCCAUCAUCACGAACAGCACUGGGGGCCAUUCUUCGAAGAGCCACUCAACUCGACGACCUCGGGUGACAAUAGCAUAACAACAGCCCAUCUCUAUACGGAAGCAGUGCUGAAUUGUCGAGUCGGAAUGCUAAGAGACAAAACGGUCAUGUGGGUGAGACGGACAUCGGAAAAAGUAUCCCUGUUGACUGUGGGCAACGUCACCUACAGCAGUGACCCCAGGAUACGUGUGAAAUUUCAAUAUCCCAACAAUUGGCGUUUGCUGAUCAAUCCCACCCAGUGGGACGAUGCGGGCAUCUAUAUGUGUCAAGUCUCUACACAUCCACCGCGGGUUUUUACAACAAAUUUAACAGUUAUAGAACCUCCUUUGCGUCUAAUUGACGACCAGGAACGAGAUGUUGGUGAUCGAUAUUAUAAGACAGGCAGUACCAUAGAUUUACAGUGUCAAGUAUCCCGUAGCUUUUUAUAUAAAGAAAAACAAAACAUUUUAAAAUCCCUAAAGCCUUUAAACGGUCCCAGCAGUGGUGUCGGAAGCAGCAGCAGCAGCAGUGGUGGUGGUGUUAGUCCCACUGCCAGUGGAAGUAGCAACAAUUUCCUCAACAGCAACACGAGUAGCAACACCAAUCAAACUAAAAUGUCAGCCAGCAAUGGCAACGUCAUGGGUGUCAGUCCCGGUAGCCUGGGCACUAUUAAUGGCUUUGCAUCUGCCAUUAAUGGGCAAUUCCCCAACACCAACAUCAGCCAUCAGAACAACAAUCGGCCAACAGCCACCACAACGGACGACCAAAGCGCACUGUUGGAAAACGAAUUCAGCAAUUUGGUGUUUUGGUCAAAGGACGACGAGGACCUGCCGCCCGCAGCCUUGAAACGUUUAAGUUCAAACGAUAAAUGGCUAACGAGCAGAGUUACCAUUACGGAUGCCAAGCUCUCCGACAGUGGCAAUUAUUCAUGUUCGAUUGGCAGACUCUUCACAGCCAUUGUCCAGGUGCAGGUGUUGACAGGUGAAUUACCGGCAGCUGUGCAACACAAUUCCGCCACGGCACUUGCUCCAUGGAGGAGUACACAAAGCCUACGUGUUCUCGCAGGACUAAUGCAUCUGUGGUGGCUGUUCCGAUACUCAAGGCGGCAUCGGCAAUGGUGGUGGUGCUGGUGCUGGUGUUCAUUGCUGAUACAUUUCGUCGUUGGCCCUGUCCCCUUCGUCGGCUUGAGCUUUGUGAUGAACGUUGUGAAUUGAAGCGUCAUGUCGUCAAGCGAGCGAGUGAAUGAGAGAGUGAGUGGUGUUAUUAACUUAAUUAAAGUUAAUCAAAAGCAAGCGAACGAACGAAAGAAAGACGGAAAGAACAGCAGCAACAUCAAACAACAGCAACUACAACAAUAACAACACACGGCUUCAUCGCUGACAACCAACCAUCAGUGUAGGCAAACAAUAAUUACAGGAACAACAACGGCUGACGCUGCCGCACAAUAACGGAAUUUGAAAUAAAGUUUUUUGAAGACUCAGACAGCACAGAUACCUCAUUGCCAGGAGGUGGCUGUGAAUGUGGAAUUAAUCAAAUGCCAGUAGAAAUAGCUGGUAUUGUCUGGAACUUGAUUAGCAUAGACACAAAAUUGUAAAGAAUUUUACAGCAACUGCAGCAGCAGCAAAAACAAUAUGGAUAAACCCAACAACAACAAAAGAAUACAAAACUGUACAUUAAAUUAAAUUUUAGUUAAAAUCGAAUAAAAAUUUAAAAGUAAAGUAA